Molecule: messenger RNA, 1491 nt
Organism: Cimex lectularius (bed bug)
Lineage: Eukaryota; Metazoa; Arthropoda; Insecta; Hemiptera; Cimicidae
Product: polyhomeotic-like protein 3
Exons: 9
Coding region: 1-1491 (496 amino acids)
Source: RefSeq, a predicted model, not a curated record
AUGUCCGGUGACAACAACGGUCUUCGCGAUUCAUUCAAAGCCUUCGUCGUUUUGUACGUAUGCAUUUUUCAGAAGCAUGCAAUUAUUUUAGAUCAUGAGGUUUUGGUAACGGAAGGCAUCGUGGACUCUUUAUCUCAAGCUCUGUUAGAGGGGCGUCCCUCCGGCUCUCUACUCCUAACUCCACAACAAUUGCAGCAACUGCAAAGAUUUCAAGUUGCUCAGGAGCAGGCGGGAGGUGCCUUAACCCUCACACUACAGCAGGGAGGUAGUGGGGUGGCGCCCCAGUUGGUACUGGCUCCUCAGGGUUUCUUGACAGCUGGAGGGGGGUCAGGUCAACCAACUGCAGAACAUAUUUUGCAUACAUCACAACAAAUUGGUCAUACUAGUAUUCAGCAUGUACUACAAAGCAGUAUUAGCCAUGUACGGCAAGCUAGCAUUUUGCAGUCGAGUCUUCAACUCCCUGCGACACAUACUACCCAGGUUACUAAUACAGGUGAACUUCGGAACUGCAGUGAUAAGGCAGUCGGUUCCCCUGUUACGAGCGUUGGAACACCAACAUCGCCCUUUUCACCCCGUUCACUCACCCCUUCCCCUUCUCCGACCCAAAGGGUUGUCACUCCUCAACCCCCUGUUCUUCAGCUCUUUCACCAACAGGCUACAACACGCAAUGCUGUUCAAAACAGUGUUGCAGCCCAGGCUGCAAUAAAGGCGAAACAGCCCCCUCAAAUACUUCCCAAGCCUCCCGGUAGUGGUGGGAGUUUGACAGCUUCCAACACAGUCACAAAGUCUGCCCAAACUGUUGCACCACAACAAAACCAAAUUCCCCAACAAGGAACUUUAUUGCUCAAUCAAGUGCUUCCAAAUGGUGCUGUGCUUGUGCAGCAACAGACGAGCAGUGGAGUGCAACUGAUUUUAAAAUCGCCUCCGCCUCAAAGUCAGGGAAAACCGGGGUUAGUCUUGGCGAAUGGAGGGAUUCAGCCUCAAGCAGUCAUAGUCCAAGGAAGGACACAAGCACAUCAGGUGUUGAGGUUCGUGCCUAGUCAAGUGCAGCUGCAGCAGAUUCAAACUUCAUCCGGUCCGACUAUCAUUGCUGUACCUUCGCCAGCUCCUCCCAGGACGGCGACUCCGUCUCAGCCCAGCCCCCUUGCACUGGCGCAGAAAAAGAUCAAAAAGAAGAAGAAAAAGGAAGAUGAGCCCACUAGGCUGGACCUUGCCAAUCUCAUCAAAAUUUCAGGCAUUGAUGAAGAAGACGUUAGCCCUGUGGUUGUACAAGGGCAGGCAUCGACUCAAAAUAAAACUACUUCAACUUCACCAAGGCCUUCUACUCCGAAACAGCAGUUACAGCAAGCACAAAUACAACAACACGCUAUACAGCAACAACAGCAGUUGCAACAACAGGUCCAACACAAUCAGCUUCAGUCUCAAAUUCAGAAACAGAUAAACCCGUCCCAACUUUUAGCACAAUUACAGACUCCAGCCCAGGUUUGUUAA